AUGGAUCCCCGGAUCGCCUGGUUCCAGCCAGAGCAGCUCGGCCCCUCAAACCGCCUGUGGAUGCAGAUCUGGGAGACCACGCAGGGGGUCCGCAACCUCUACUUCCAGCAGCAGCAGCAGCAGCAGGAGCAGCAGCAGCAGCAGCAGAGCGCCCCCGCCGGGGCCGGCCCGGCCUCCCCGCCCGGCAUGUACCGCGCCCCCCGCGCCGACCCCCAGCCCGACUUCCUGCCGCUCGAGAGCGCCAACAACCAGCACAACCGCAGCCACCACCAGGCCUCGCCGCCCCCGGGGGCCGCCGCCUGGGCCCGGCCCGCACGGGGGGGGCCGCCCGCUGCCGCCGCCGCGGCCGCCAGCAACAAGAGGAAGCGUGACAACAAGGCCAGCACCUUCGGGCUCAACUACAGCCUCCUGCUGGGGCCCCCCGGGCAGGGCCGGGCCCCCGCCCUGGGGGACGAGCCGGCCGCCCGGGCCCAGGCCGGCCUGGCCGAGCCGCUCUACACCGGCACCCCCUGGAAGAAGAGGAACUACAGCCAGGGAGUCGUGGGUCUUCAUGAAGAAAUCAUUGACUUUUAUAAGUAUAUGUCUCCCAGACCUGAAGAAGAGAGAAUGCGGAUGGAAGUGGUAAACAGGAUAGAAAACGUUAUAAAAGAGCUCUGGCCUAAUGCAGAUGUGCAGAUAUUUGGAAGUUUUAAAACUGGUUUAUAUUUACCUACAAGUGAUAUUGAUUUAGUUGUGUUUGGAAAAUGGGAGACAUUACCUCUUUGGACCCUGGAAGAAGCUCUUAGAAAGCACAAUGUAGCAGAUGAAAACUCAGUAAAGGUUUUAGAUAAAGCAACUGUACCUAUUAUUAAACUGACAGAUUCCUUCACUGAAGUAAAAGUUGAUAUAAGCUUUAAUGUACAGAAUGGGGUUAAAGCAGCCCAGCUCAUCAAAGAUUUUAUCAAGAAAUAUCCUGUAUUACCAUAUCUAGUUUUAGUAUUGAAACAGUUCCUGUUGCAGAGGGACCUUAAUGAAGUAUUUACAGGUGGAAUCGGUUCUUAUAGUCUUUUUUUAAUGGCUGUCAGUUUCCUUCAGCUGCAUCCCAGGGAAGAUGCCUGUAUGCCCAAUGCCAACUAUGGUGUUCUUUUAAUAGAGUUUUUUGAAUUAUAUGGACGUCACUUCAAUUAUCUGAAGACUGGAAUCCGAAUAAAAGACGGUGGCUCUUAUGUUGCCAAGGACGAAGUGCAAAAAAGCAUGCUGGAUGGCUACAGACCAUCAAUGCUGUAUAUUGAAGAUCCGUUACAGCCAGGUAAUGAUGUUGGGAGGAGUUCAUACGGUGCCAUGCAAGUGAAACAGGCUUUUGAUUAUGCCUAUGUUGUUUUGAGCCACGCAGUUUCCCCAAUAGCUAAAUAUUAUCCUAACAACGAAACGGAAAGUAUAUUAGGUAGAAUAAUCAGAGUAACACAAGAAGUGGCCACAUACAGAGACUGGAUAUCAAAGCAGUGGGGAAUGCAAAGCAGGACAGAGUCUUCGUGUAAUGGUAAUGGAGUAACCUUAAUAGUAGAUACUCAGCAGCUAGACAAAUGCAACAAUAAUCUUGCUGAAGAGAAUGAAGCACUGGGAAAACCUAGAAAUAAAACUUCAGAAACACUUAGUAAACAUUCUUCAAAUUCUUCAUCAGGUCCUUUAUCAUCAUCAUCAUCUACACUGUCCAGCUCUAGUGAUGUAGAUUCUGAUGGAACACCUUGCAAAACCUCUAAACAAUUGAGUUGUCGUCAGUCUACCACAAACAGAGUGGGGUCACAAGAAGUGUCACUGGAAUCCUCCCAGUCAAGUGGGAAAACACAAAAUAGCCAAACAGCCAAUGCAUCCAGCAACACGAACAAAUCUCAGCAUGGAUCUGCACGGUUAUUUCGCUCUUCUAACAAAGGCUUCCAAGGUCCAACAAACUCGAGCCACGGUACCUCAGUCACAAACAAACAACAUCAAGGCAGCAAAUCACACCAUCAGUUUUUCCACGGCAAAAAGAGGAAACACAAGAGGGAUGCGGCCCUUUCAGACCUUUGUAGAUAGUUGCCUAUUUUAUGACUGUUCUUCUGUGUGCAAUGAUCUCAUGCUAUGGGAUAGUUUGAUAGUGACUCCUUGGAUCUCUUCCGGAGCUUCAGACUGUUCAGACAUUGAUUAGCAACUGCAUUUUUUUUUCCCAGCUCG
This is a messenger RNA of Gavia stellata (red-throated loon), 2190 nucleotides long. RefSeq names its product terminal nucleotidyltransferase 4B (gene TENT4B). Gene Ontology annotation, cellular component: nucleolus; TRAMP complex. Gene Ontology annotation, biological process: RNA 3'-end processing. The coding region runs from base 1 to 2052 and encodes 683 amino acids. The record is from RefSeq and is a predicted model, not a curated record. Lineage: Eukaryota; Metazoa; Chordata; Aves; Gaviiformes; Gaviidae. Gene Ontology annotation, molecular function: poly(A) RNA polymerase activity; mRNA binding. The transcript has 12 exons.